AUGACGCGCGACGAAGACACCGAGAUAACGCUGAAGGGCGAGUUAAACGAGGAGCAGGAACUCGAACAAGGUUUAGACGACGAGAACGAGAACGAGCACGAUGAUCAGCAUGACAUGGACGAUUCUCGAGGUGAUGAUGAUGAUGAUACGUUAGGCGGGAAGAGACGUCUCUUCCGCUUCAAGCCUGCCUUUGAUGUCGUGCUCGUGCGCGAGGUGAUUCACGACUUCCCGUGGUCUGCGGGUUAUGGACGUACGCGUUCUGCCUGGAUGGCUGUAGCCACGCGUGUACAAUCGACGCUCGAGGAAAUGAAAGGUGUGACUUUCACGCGUGGAAGCGCAUUGGAUCAUGCUAUCGUUAAGCGACGCAUCGACAUGCUGUUGGAAGCGUUUCGCAAAAAUGAAUUAUCUGCUCUGCGCGGAUCUGGAACUCCUGAGGAAUUUGACAUGCGCAAUAAGCUUCUGGGCAUCCUAGCACGAGUGGUGGACGAGCAGACGCUUAAUAAAGGUGCCAUGCGAGAGAAGCGCGUGCAUUCGGCUUUGCAGGCUGCACAGCGUGACCUGGAAGAGCUUGAGGGAUCCGCUAGUUUGACUGCAUCACCGUCAAUAGGACUUACCCUGCCCAAUACGACUGUGCCGCCAACAUCUUCCUUAAUGCCCAUUGCCCCUGCGCCAACCUCAACCAUAUCUAGUCGUGCCAGCCCCGAUUCAGUGUCUCAAAAUUCCACAGUGUCCCAAGUGCAGCAGAAUGGCAAUAAGCGACCUUUGCGAAUGUCGAUAUCGACUGUGCACGAGGGCAAACGAUCUCGGGUAGAGCGAGCACUGGAUACGAUCUCGCAGUUUGAUGAACGUAAAUUGCAAUUGGAGGAGCGACGUGUGAUUCUAGAAGAGGAGAAGUUGGCUUGGCAAAAAGAAGAAGCUCAGCAAAACGAGACGGAACGGCAAGCACUGUUGGAUGUACUGCGUGCGCAAGGAUCCCUCUUGACAGAGUUGCUGGCACAUCUACGAAAUGCAAAGGUACCAAUGGACACGAAUGGUCCGCGAUGUGAAAGUCCACAGUAA
Messenger RNA from Plasmopara halstedii, 1059 nucleotides. RefSeq lists its product as uncharacterized. Bases 1 to 1059 code for a protein of 352 amino acids. NCBI's taxonomy places the organism in Eukaryota, Oomycota, Peronosporomycetes, Peronosporales, Peronosporaceae. The record is from RefSeq and is a predicted model, not a curated record. The transcript is spliced from 2 exons.